AUGGCUACAUUUACCUCAACAAUAUUGCAUUUUUAUAGGCCCGAUCUGGCUGAAACUGUUCUUCACCAAAAAAUAAGCCUUGGAGAGAAAAAAAAUGACUGUGAAGAUAUUCUUGCAGCUACAUGUGCAUUACUCAACUCUGGUGGUGGAGUACUAGAGAUAAAGUUAGAGAAUUAUUCACAUCUGGGAGAUAGUAAGUGGAAAAAGUUGGAUAGCAUUUGGCAGACAUUUGAGAACAAAUUGGCACCUGCAAUACAGCCAUUGAGCUACUCUGACCUCAUUGACCGUAAAAUGGAAAAUGGUGUGAUCUCUUUUUUUAUCAAGGCACCAGAUCACUUGAUUACUUUAGAAUACAAUUUGUUUCUGGCUGGUGAUGCCAGAACACAUGAAGCAUCUUUCAAUAAAACAUUAGAGCUGCUUGCAGAUACACCACGGUGUAAAUUUUCUCUUGAAAAACUUCCUUGUCUGCGUGUAACUUUUGUUUACGAGAAGACACUGGAUUUUCAUGAGUCAAGAGUAGUUCAACUUAAAGAUUACAGUUCCAGCUCUCAUACAGUAGUAGAGAAAAUCAAUAAAGAAAAAUAUGGUAUCCAAAAACAAUUAUCUGCCUUUGCCAAUGUAACUGGAGGGAUAGCUCUCCUUGGGAUAUCAGAUAAAAGCAUUGUACAUGGUUAUCCUAUGGACUUUGACGAAUUCAGUUUUAUAAAGUGUGAACGAGUAGUGGAGUCUCUCAUUGAAGAAAUGGAGUGGUGUUGUACUCCUCGGAGAUUUACUCACUGGAAUGUGAAAUUCUUCCCAGUUCAGAAUAAGGAAAAUCAUUUUGUUAUUGCAAUUUAUGUUGCUGGAAUGGAAGGUGCUGUGUUUGCUAGAGGUCCAAAGAGCUAUAAGGUGGUACAGGACACUGCUCACCUCCUUACCUUUAAAGAGUGGAAGCAACGCGUGACAAGUGGUAAACACAUGCUAGAAGUUGUAAUGAAAAGAGGAGUCUUGAAAAGGAAGGUAGCAAAGUUUCAAAAACGUUUCUUGGCCAAGGGAGUUUUACUGUCUCCAAAAGACUCUGUUGGAGAAAUCAGGGAAUCUUUCUUCAAAGUUUCAGAAGGAUGUCCAAUUUAUCCAAGAGGUUUUGAAGAAAACCUACCAGAAGAAGCAAAGUUAAUUGUAAAAUUGAUCCAGCAGAGGCAUGCUUCCAGCCGUGCUUGUAUUGUGGCUGCCCCAUCCUGGCGUGCUUGCAUAAAAAGAAGGGCAAGAGAUGAAGCUUGUCAGCGGGAUAUCUUUUGUGAUUUGCUUCUAUUUGAUCGUCAACUGGGAGGUUUACACCUUUUUACCCUUAUUAAAUCAUGCUCUACCGUUAAGCUGGGCAGGUCCUAUAGCUACAAUGUUGCUAAAACCUUGAAGAAAGCCCUUGUUCUUGAUGGAGGCUGCUAUGAAAGGUUCUACAUUGGCUACCAUGUGGUACAUUGCCACCGUUGCAACUCUGAAUUUCAGCCUGAGUUCUGUUCAAACCUGGGAAACCGUUACCCUAGCGAGUACACGUGUCAGGAGAAAGAGGACAAUGAAGAAAAGUUGAACGGGAUUCUUGAAUCAUUGAUAAGCAUCUUAGCCGCAGUACCAUCAAUCCUGUCCACAAAGGAAAAAAUCUGCUUCUACAAUCUGCUGACUGAGGAACAGUUUGAAUUAUUGUACGAUGAAAUUAACCACUCUAGAGAAUUGUGGAUAAAGGGUGCACCUGGCACUGGAAAGACUCUUGUGGCUGUCGAAUUCAUGAAGGAACUCCGUAACCGUGACCCCAGCCUACGCAAGGAGGAAAUAUUGUAUGUAUGUGAGAACGUUGGACUCAGGCAUCAAAUAAGUACCAUGAGUCGCAAAAAGUUCCUCGCAGUGCCCGCCGUGCAAGAAAGUAUAACCAUGGUGAAGCACGUUAUAAUGGAUGGACUGGAGAAUUUUAGAGAGGAAGAGCAGAGAUCCUCCACCGGCUGGCUGGAAAAGGGGAGACGUGUUGUUAGCCACAAUUUAAAUUGCGGAUAUCUCUGGCUCUUCUUUGAUGAUAAACAGAUAAAUCACAAUCUUUACACAGGCAUGCCAGAUGAAAGGGAACGGGUGCCUCUGAAAUGCUUAACAAAGGUUGUUAGAAAUUCUCAACGUAUCAUGGAAUAUGCAUCAAAAUGCCACGAACAUGGCACAAUUCCCUUUGAAAUGGGUCACGAUUUUAAAGGUGAACACGUUGAAGAGAGAAGCUACCGGAACGGUUGUCAAAUUUCGACUUUGAGGGAGAUUAUCAAAUCGCUUUACAGUGAAGGGUAUGAUGCUGGAGAUAUCGCCAUUUUAUAUGGUGAUAAAAAAGCUAUCCCCCCAAAUCUUAAAUUCGCAUUGUCUCUCGGAAGAAUAGUCAAAGCCACGUGUAAUGAUGAAAAUUGCCUUGUUGUGAGCACUUUUCACAAAUACAGCGGACUACAUAGACCAGUUGUCAUACUUGUAAAUGUUGCAUCUGAUUGUCCAGAGCGAGGCAAAAAUGCCAUGUACUGUUGUGCCACUCGUGCAAUGGUCAAACUCAUUGUUUUAACACAGGAAUGAUUUUUUUUAACACGGGAAGAUUUUUUUUAACCCAGGAAGAAUCUCUCAAUCCAAGAAAAGGGUCGAACCCUUUUUUGGAUCCGUGGAUUUCUUUGUUUGUCGGCGAAUAUAACCAGUUGGGUGGUGGAAUCUAAGAGGUCCAGGUUCUUACGUAUGGUGUGUUUUUUCUUCUUUACUCUCGGUAAUGUUUUUGCAUAUAUAUUACCAGUAACCAUUUACCUUUUGCCACCUAUUUAAUUAUCUAAAUAGUUUUCAUACCCUAGAAUUACAUGCACGACCACUCUUGCCUGUUCAGAAGUUCACCUGUGAUGAAGAAGGAGUAUAUAUAGACUAAAAAAUAGGUAUACCUCUCACAAUCUAGCGAGUCCAGAAUUUGUACUGCCCUAACUUAGUAUCAUUAAGUAGAGUAACUUUUGUUACUGAUGACGAUUUUAAGUUUUAUUGCCUUUUGUCUUUUAGUGUAUACAUAUUUAUAGAAUUUAGUUUUUGUUGCUUUUAUAUGACCAACUGUUGUACAUUUUCAGUUUUUAGUUUUAAGUAUAUUCUUAGACUGUGGAUUACCUGCAAACAAGCAGGUUAAGUUAAGUUUAAACUCCACGUUACAGAAAGUAUUUUAUCUAACUUUAACCUAUAUCCUUUGCAUAGAGAGUGAUGAGAGUUAGAUUUGUUCUUAAACCAUGCAUAUUUUCCUAGAGUCAACAAGAAAAAUUACGCAGUGUAUGCACUCUAAAAAAGUCCAAGUUUCAGUUGUAAAUGUUAGUCAACAUUUUUAUUUUUAGCUUUAAUAUCUAGAUAAAGUUAAAUUUUUAACAUUGUAAUGCGCAAUUGAAAAUUUUAUAUUGAUAAUUGCGCAAUAUAAGUCAAUGAAUUGUUAUUAAAUAUAGUCUUAAAUGGAUAAAAAUACAUAUGCAAACUUGCCUGGUGUGACUGAUUGAAAA
Molecule: messenger RNA, 3509 nt
Organism: Pocillopora damicornis (cauliflower coral)
Lineage: Eukaryota; Metazoa; Cnidaria; Anthozoa; Scleractinia; Pocilloporidae
Product: schlafen family member 9-like
Source: RefSeq, a predicted model, not a curated record